Messenger RNA from Tigriopus californicus, 3428 nucleotides. RefSeq names its product solute carrier family 12 member 3-like. Lineage: Eukaryota; Metazoa; Arthropoda; Copepoda; Harpacticoida; Harpacticidae. The transcript is spliced from 2 exons. Gene Ontology annotation, molecular function: sodium:potassium:chloride symporter activity. Gene Ontology annotation, biological process: potassium ion import across plasma membrane; sodium ion homeostasis; chloride transmembrane transport. The record is from RefSeq and is a predicted model, not a curated record. Bases 1 to 3282 code for a protein of 1093 amino acids. Gene Ontology annotation, cellular component: membrane.
AUGGCCGCUCGUAAUGAUUGCCAAGUUAAACUCGAGGAAUUUUCACAUCCUUUGUUGCGAGCCUUCAUUCGACUCGACGCUUUUAAGAUGGAAAGAUCCAAGGAGAGCUCCCCCGAUCUUGAAUUGGGACCUUGUCCACAAAUUGACUCUCCCAAAGUAUCCAAAGCACUUCCCAGACGAUUCUCCUCGAUCCUGUCUGACGCUUCGUCUCAUCUUCGACGUUCCUCAUCCGUAAGAAGCGACUUGACCUCGAGAAGUUCCCCUGUUUUGGGCCGCAUUCUGCGAGGAAGUCGAUAUGGAUCAGAAAAAAGUCUUCGACAUUACCUCACCAAAGAGGUCUUACCCCAUCCAGAUCAUUACCGAAACAGAAAAUCGUUUGCCCAAGGAAUGCCAGACAGUUCAAGACCAACGUUGGACGAGUUGCUUUGUCGAAGUCGUAAUGGAUCCGUGUAUCCUUCUGAUAGCGGCCAAUGUGACACAUCUUGUGGAAAGGACUCUCCAGACAAACAGCCGACCAAGUUUGGCUGGAUCCAGGGAGUUUAUGUUCCAUGUCUCCUCAACAUCUGGGGUGUCAUGCUGUUCCUUCGCCUGAGUUGGGUUGUUGGACAAGCCGGAAUACUGGCCACUCUUGGGAUCGUCUCCAUUGCCAAUCUAGUGACCACGAUCACGUCCCUUUCCAUGUCAGCCGUGUCAACCAAUGGACAAAUCAAGGGAGGUGGGAUCUAUUUCAUGAUCUCUCGCUCUUUGGGACCGGAAUUUGGCGGAGCCGUCGGCCUGAUGUUCACGUUGGCAGCGUCCAUUGCUGUGGCAAUGUACAUCAUCGGCUUUUGUGAAGCGUUUUUGGACAUGCUGGAUCAGUUUGUGGAUUCAUUUGAUGGCAUCUUCAUGGAUCGGAUCAACGAUAUUCGACUUUUGGGUUCGUCCACCUUGGUCCUGCUCAUCGGGGUCUCCUUCAUUGGCAUGGGGGUAGUGUUCAAGAUCCAGUUCCUGCUCCUUUUGCUGCUGAUCGUCUCUCAAUUGGACUUCUUGGUAGGCGCUUUAAUCCCGCCAGACGAGCCAAAACAAGCCAAAGGUAUCGUGGGUUUCAAGACCGAUCUAUUGACUGAAAACCUUUGGCCUGACUUUCAAAUGGGUGAAAAUGGAGUCCAACUACAAUUUUUUGACGUCUUUGGUGUCUUUUUUCCUGCCGUCACGGGCAUUGUGGCUGGGGCCAAUAUGAGUGGAGAUCUCAAAGAUCCGGGCACAUCGAUUCCCAAAGGAACUCUUCUAGCCAUCAUGACCACAUACUUAACGUAUGUUAUUUACGCUAUUGUCAUUGGUAUGACUGAAAUUCGUCACGCUUCCGGUGAAGUCAGCGAGCUCCACCUCUCUGAUGGAUCGGACAACUUUUUCUCUAAUUGCAACGCGAGGAACUGCUCCUAUGGGACUUUACACAAUCAACAAAUGGUCCAAUUGGCUUCAUUUUGGGGCCCAUUGAUCUAUGCGGGAUGUUUUGCCGCCACGCUUUCUUCGGCUUUGGCUUCUAUUGUUGGUGGUCCCAGGGUGUUCCAAGCAAUGGCCAAGGAUAAGUUGUUCCCAUUUAUAACCAUGUUUAGCAAGGGUUAUGGGCGGAACAAUGAGCCCCUUCGUGGUUACAUUUUGGUAUUUCUGGUAGCGUUGGUGUGUAUCCUUAUUGGGGACCUGAAUCGGGUGUCAAGUUUGCUUUCCAAUUUCUUUGUCGCCACUUAUGCCGUUAUCAAUUAUUCAGUGUUCCAUGCCUCGUGGAAUAACUCGCCCGGUUGGAGGCCCAGCUUUCAAUACUUUAACAAAUGGAUCUCUCUUAUGGGGACGUUUCUCUGCAUAACUGUCAUGGUGUUGAUGGAUUUCCGCACAGCUCUCGCCACUCUGAUAUGCGUUAUUCUUCUGUAUGUAUUUGUGCGCUCUCGAAACCCUGAUGUCAAUUGGGGCUCCUCAUCUCAAUCGCAGUCUUUCACUACGGCAUUAAAAGCUUUGCAGACACUCUCUCGCGUUGAAGAUCACAUCAAGAACUAUCGACCAAAGUUGGUCGUCAUUACUGGGAAUCCCUCUGAUCGCCCAGCAUUGGCAGACUUUGCCAAUUUGAUUACGAAAAGGUCCUCUCUUCUCGAGUUUGUCCAUGUCAUCCGAGAGAAAGUGGACUUGAAGACCAUGGAACAUAUGAAACGGCUCACUGACCAAUGGCUCAAGGACAACCAUAUCAAGGCAUUUUAUGCAUUGACCAGGAAUGAUUCGUUUCCCGAUGGCGUUCGCACAGCUAUUGAACUUAGCGGCCUAGGCAAGUUGUCUCCUAACAUGCUCUUGAUUGGCUUUCAAGAGCAAUGGUGGAUGUACUCCCAAUUUGCCGAAGAUUACUUCGAGGCCCUAUUGAUUGCUUUUGAUAUGCAUUUAUCCGUCGGAGUGCUAAGGGUCCAUGGCGGGCUUGACAUUUCCGAUAUUUCUGGAGCCCAUGAAAAAGUGAUGACAGCCACCAGUCAACUCUCUGGACUUUCGGAAGACUAUAUUCCUGUCGGAAGAGCCAACCGCGCCAUGAGUCUCGACGAAGGCCAAUCUCUGGCUUUGAAGAAUGUGAACACAUUCGGCACUUCAUCGACCCGGAACAAUUCUGAUGUAUCUUACGGCAUUCGUGAUGGCAACCCAAUCGAUGAGAGACUCAUCUAUCGAAUGACUCAAUUUCGAGAUAAGACACAAAAAGAGGGAACUGUCGAUGUCUAUUGGUUGUACGAUGAUGGGGGCCUAACUCUCCUACUUCCAUAUAUUUUGGUUACGCGGAGAAAGUUCUCCAAAUGCAAAUUAAGAAUAUUCUUCCUCUCCAACCAAGUGGAUAACAUAGUCGAAGAAGCUGAGCGCAUGGCCUCCCUCCUCCUCAAAUUUAGAAUUCAAUUCGAAGACGUGAUUAUCCUCUCUGACGUAACAAAAAAGCCAAAAAAAGAAACUAUGGAUGAAUUCCUACAGCUGAUCAUGGUUCCAAAAGCUCCCGAUCGUCGGCGUUCCAGUUCCACAUCAAUUGGUCCCAGAGCUCCAAUCAUCCCUGAGGACGUUCUCAAGAAAUACCUCGAUCAAACCCAUUUUCACUUACGAAUUGCCGAGAUUGCCAAAGAGAAUUCGGCCACUAGUUCAUUGGUAGUGAUGACGUUGCCAAUGCCGAGGCGAAAUGGUGUUCCAUGCCAUUUAUACCUGGCUUGGCUGGAUUAUGCUUCUCGUUCGAUGCCGCCUUUUCUUUUUGUUCGUGGGAAUCAAGAAUCGGUCUUGACGUUCUACUCUUAACUUGACUAUAAAUGAACCAUGAGGGUCGUCCUGGCUCUGGUGCUGGUUCCUCUUAUUGUGCAUUUUCUUAGAUUGCUAUUCUAUGUACUGAACGGUAGCAAUGCUUUAUUGAAACAAGUUUCUUUUUACCAAUUUAGCUCGUUGAA